UGAAUAUCACAUCUCCGCACGCUGCGUUGCGCUGCUCUUGAAGUUGUUUAAUUUUGAAGACUAUUCGGUAUCAUAACUGGAUUGGAACUUUGCGAUCCACAAUGUGUUACGCCGGAAAAUGUUGCUACUUUAUGAAGGUAGAGACUGGAUCUAUGAUAUUCGCUGUUAUCAAUAUGAUUAUCAAUUCUAUACUCGCCAUCGGUAUUAUUGCAGCCCUGGUAUGGUAUGAAAUUCAUUAUUAUCAAGCUCUACAUCGCACUGAUUACAAUAUUGUGAACAACGUUUACCAGAAUACACACGAAGCUGCAAGGUUAUACCAGCUGUAUAUUUAUAGAAACAUAAUUUUAGGUGUAAGCCUGAUGUUGAGCUUGAUAUAUUUCGCAUUUUCUGUAUUGUUGCUCAACGGAUUAAUAAAGACAAAAUCCGGGCAAGUGAAGGUCUAUUUCAUAUUUGGUGUCAUCAUAAAUGUGUUGAGCUACGCACUAAUCAUAUAUGAACCAGCUGUAAUAACUGUUUCAGUGUCCUACACCCUGUUGCUCGUGAUGAUUUAUAUGACGUACAACAAAAUGGAGGCUAACAAAUACUGUGGAACGGUAUUAGAUGACUGUUCGGUCCUCGUCUCAGCUUAAAUUACUAUUGUACUAAUUGUUUAUUUUAUGUUAACAGUUCUAUGAUAUAACGUAAGGUUAUUUUCAUAGUCCAAGUGGGAACUCUAACAACAAGAACACGAAAUACGAAAAUAUUUUAUAAUAUUAUAUUGUUAAUUUAUUUCACUGUUAUUUUCACGUGUUAACAUGAUUGGGAAGUGCGGGAUAUACAGCACCCAUAAUUAUCUUAAUACUAUUAUGUAAUAUUAUCUUGUCUAUGAUAUUAU
Messenger RNA from Achroia grisella, 874 nucleotides. RefSeq lists its product as uncharacterized. The transcript is spliced from 5 exons. NCBI's taxonomy places the organism in Eukaryota, Metazoa, Arthropoda, Insecta, Lepidoptera, Pyralidae. The coding region runs from base 102 to 629 and encodes 175 amino acids. The record is from RefSeq and is a predicted model, not a curated record.